AUGAAAGCAAGCAGAGUGUUCCUCCGCUCCACGCGAGCAGGCGCACGCCCAUCUGCACUCACUCUCACUCACCGACCCAAUGCGGUCCCAGCACUACAUUCUCGACUGAUCGUCGCUUCUACCACACAGCUCUCGUCAGCAUGCUCGUUCUCCACGACACCGAGUACAUUCAAAGGUCUCGCCCCAGAUAGCUCCAACCCGGAGCCACCAAAGACGGAGCCGCACGCGAACACCGGCAGUGCUGCACAGAUCUCAGACGCUGAGUACCACGAGAUAGCAGAUCAGUAUCUGGACAACUUGGUAUUGAAGCUAGAAGAGCUGGGUGAAAAGGCCAAUGAAGGCCUGGAGGCGGAAUUUUCGGCCGGUGUUCUGACAAUCACCCUACCCAAGUCCGGCACGUACGUUAUCAACAAGCAGCCUCCGAACAAACAGCUGUGGCUAUCAAGUCCCGUUUCAGGACCGAAGCGGUUUGACUGGGUGGUCUCCGGCGCGGGACAGCACGAGAAAGAAGGCUCAACCGUCGACGCCGGCGACGACGGUGCUGGUGGACAUUGGCUCUACUUGCGCGAUGGAAGUCAGCUUAGCGAGUUGUUGAAGACAGAGCUUGGUGUUGAGCUUACAGCUCCGGGCGAGAGCGAUGCGACGGGUGGCCGAGAAGGACCUGCUGGUCAGGGAUCUACUCUGGAAUGA
Exophiala viscosa is the source of this 690-nucleotide messenger RNA. RefSeq lists its product as uncharacterized. Gene Ontology annotation, biological process: iron incorporation into metallo-sulfur cluster; intracellular iron ion homeostasis. Bases 1 to 690 code for a protein of 229 amino acids. The transcript has 2 exons. The record is from RefSeq and is a predicted model, not a curated record. Gene Ontology annotation, cellular component: mitochondrion. Gene Ontology annotation, molecular function: ferrous iron binding; iron chaperone activity; ferric iron binding. Lineage: Eukaryota; Fungi; Ascomycota; Eurotiomycetes; Chaetothyriales; Herpotrichiellaceae.